This is a messenger RNA of Ctenopharyngodon idella (grass carp), 6702 nucleotides long. It is a transcript of the gene vav3a, whose product is annotated as guanine nucleotide exchange factor VAV3. Bases 271 to 2844 code for a protein of 857 amino acids. The record is from RefSeq and is a predicted model, not a curated record. Gene Ontology annotation, biological process: regulation of GTPase activity; intracellular signal transduction; cell migration. The transcript is spliced from 28 exons. Gene Ontology annotation, molecular function: protein binding; ATP binding; guanyl-nucleotide exchange factor activity. Lineage: Eukaryota; Metazoa; Chordata; Actinopteri; Cypriniformes; Xenocyprididae. Gene Ontology annotation, cellular component: cytoplasm; plasma membrane.
AGGAAGACACAGAAAGAGAGAGAGCGAGAUAGAGAGAGAGAGAGAGAGAGAGGGCGCGGGGAGGGGAGAGCGAAAAUAAGAGGUGAAAGAGCGAACGAGGAGAGCAGCAGCACACGGAUCAGUCACUCUCCGCUGGUGCUCCAACCCUGGAAACACCGUCCAUUCAUUAUAUCGCCCGUAAAUUCUGCUAUGCGCAUCGGAUGAGGAGACGCCACUUGCGCUUUGGUUUUGGAUUAGUGUUAAAUCUUGUACUGUGCAUCGCUGGACAGGAUGGAGCAUUGGAGACAGUGUGCGUUAUGGCUGAUCAAUUGUAAGGUGCUGCCACCCAACCAUCGGGUGACAUGGGAGUCCGCUCAGGUGUUCGACCUGGCGCAGACCCUGCGGGAUGGGGUCCUCCUGUGCCAGCUCCUCAACAACCUGAGACCCCAGUCCAUCAACCUGAGGGAGAUCAACCUGAGACCACAGAUGUCACAGUUUCUCUGCUUGAAGAACAUCAGGACAUUUUUGCACGCCUGCUCAGAGAUAUUCGGCAUGAAGAAGAGCGAGCUGUUUGAGGCUUUCGAUCUGUUCGACGUUCGAGAUUUCGGAAAGGUUAUGGACACACUGUCCAAACUCUCUCAUACACACAUUGCACAGCAGACUGGAAUAAGGCCAUUUCCCACAGAAGAGAGUGUUGAGGAUGAAGACAUUUAUAACCAUCUAGAGGAUCUGAUAGAUGAAAAUGGUGUUGAAGAUGAGGAAGAUCUCUAUGACUGUGUGUAUGAUGAUGACGAGGGUGGAGAGGUGUAUGAAGACCUGAUGAAGGUUGAGUUGGUACAGCCACAGAAACAGGCCGAGACGGACAUCAGGAGCUGCUGUCUAAUGGAAAUCAAACAGACUGAGGAGAAAUACACAGAGACACUGGACUCCAUAGAGAAAUUCUUUAUGAAGCCUCUGGGACAGUCACUGUCUGGUGUGGAUAUUCAAAAAGUGUUCAUCAAUAUACCAGACCUUGUGAAAGUGCACACAAGUCUUCUGAGGGAGAUUCAGGAUUCAGUGCUUAUGCAUAACGCCAGUAACCUGCACCAGAUUUUUAUAAAAUACAAAGAAAGAUUAGUCUUGUAUGGGAAAUACUGCAGUCAUGUAGAAUCAGCCAUUGCGUGUUUGGAUGACAUCUGUAAGAACAGAGAGGAUGUCAGGCAGAUGUUAGAGUUAUGUUCCAAACGAGCCAACAAUGGGAAGUUUACUCUGAGAGAUCUGCUAGUUGUUCCGAUGCAGAGAGUUCUGAAGUAUCAUCUGCUUCUACAGGAGCUGGUAAAACACACCCAUGAUGCCACAGACAAGAGUAAUUUACGGCAAGCGCUGGACGCCAUGAAGGAUCUGGCCCAGUAUGUCAACGAGGUGAAGAGAGACAUCGAGACUCUACGAGACAUCGACCAGUACCAGAAAUCUAUAGAAAACCUUAAUCAGUCUCUCCGUAACUACGGGAGACCGAAAGGUGACAGCGAAGUGCGAGUAUCUUCAGUCGACAAACGAGCCAAACAAGACAGGCACAUCUUUCUGUUUGACGCUGCUGUGAUCGUAUGCAAACGACGAGGAGAUAACUAUGAGAUGAAGGAGGUGAUUGACCUCCACUCCUUCAAGAUCACCAACAACCCGACCUCAGAAAGAGAAAACCGAAAGUGGUGCCACGGAUUCUACCUCACACACAACCAGGGUCAAAACGGCUUUGAGUUCUUCUUCAAAACCAAGGAGCUAAAGAAGAAAUGGCUGGAGCAGUUCGGCAUGGCAUUAUCGAACAUCUGUCCAGAGAGCGGGAAAAGUAAUUUCCAUGAGUUCCGCAUGCACACCUUUGAGACGACCACAUCCUGCAGCUCGUGUAAAAUGCUGCUGAGAGGAGUCUUCUAUCAAGGGUACCGCUGCUCCAAAUGUGGUGCUGGCGCCCAUAAGGAGUGUCUUGGCAGGGUGGACGUCUGUGCCAAAAGCAGUGCCGAUUCCAGCUCUUUCGGAUCACAGAUUGGAAAAACAACCUGUCGUGGAGGAGACGCAGGUCUACCUAAGAUGCAGGUCAUCCGUAAUUAUUAUGGUGUUCCAAGCCCCCUGAGCGGCCCACCGCUUAACAUCCAGGUUGGUGACAUCAUCGAGCUGAUCGAGGCGAACGUCCGCAGCUCUUGGUGGAAGGGUAAAGUCCUGGCAACUAAGGAGGUUGGCUUCUUUCCAAGCGACGCAGUGAAGCCUUGCCCAUGUGUGAAACCUACUGACUACUCUUCCCAGCCUUGGUUUGCUGGCCCAAUGGAGAGGCUGCAGGCAGAGGCUGCGCUGCUCAACAGAAGGAGCAGUACGUACCUGGUCCGUCACAGAAGCCGAGAGUUUAACGAGUAUGCCAUCAGCAUCAGGUACAACAACGACGUGAAACACAUCAAGAUCUUAACAAAGGAGGGAUCCUUCUACAUUGCAGAAAAUAGGAAGUUCAGAAGCAUUUUAGAGCUGAUCGAGUAUUACAAACAUCACUCUCUGCGGGAAGGAUUCAGGACACUUGAUACCACCCUGCAGUUCGCCUACCGAGAGCCGGAGAAUGGAGCCAACACCCCGUUGCUCUGCGGCCUGUCUUUUCUAACUCCUGCCGGCUACAGCUUUGUCCCCCCCUCUACCGCCCCAUUCUGGUCAGUGUUCACUCCCAAGGUGAUGGGUGUAGCGAUAGCCCGCUACGACUUCAGCUCCCGGGACACGCGGGAACUGUCUCUGCAGGAGGGCGAUGUGGUGAAGAUCUACAGCAAAACUGGAGCCAAUGGCUGGUGGAGGGGCGAAGUCAACGGGCGGGUGGGCUGGUUCCCCUCCACGUACGUAGAAGAGGGCGAGGAGUGAACGGCUCAACGAUCGCACACAAGAGAAAGGAAAUUGAAGGAAAAAAGCAGAUGGACUGCAUUCGACUGGACUACACUGAGCUGAGUCACAGAGUCAGCUGAUUGGCUGGUGCUCUUGCUCAAUCUCUGUCUUGUUUGUCUAUCCUGGAGGAAGUGCACAGGGUUUGAUAGAUGAAGGACUGUCUCUCAGGGAGCAGAUUAUAAAACACAACCCCGAACCCUCAGCCAGACUGCAUCUUAAAAGACCCUUUCGGGCGCCUGGACGUGGCGUCGCGGAUAAAUCCAGGCCUAGGAUGGAACGCACGGAAUCGGACUUACACCGUGAGCUAUUUCUGUAUGUAUGUGGCGGUUUGUCGGCUCACAGGGAAACAUGUUUGUCCUGACCUUGCCUGAGUCCUCCUUACCUCCACUAUUAUUGAUGAUGCCCCCUCCCCGUGUGUACACUGCCCUGGAGGUGUUCUCACACACGGAAGACCCUCCCACCCUGCUAUUCAUCUCCGAUUAAGAUCAUAGCUCCCUGCCAUGUAGGCUGCGGUAAUUGAUUGCUGUCUCUUCCCUGUUUCCUUCCUACGAAAUCUCUCUUAUUUUCAGAUUUCCACUUAAAGUGAACGACCGGUUGUUUUGUGCGUCGUGUUUCUGGCACGCUUAUCUCGGGAGAUAUAUUGUGGGGUUGUCACGGCGUGUUUAUCUGAUUUACGUGGUACCAUGUCGGCAGGGAGACACGCAGCGAGACGUUGACAGGAAACAAAAGGGAUCGCAGGUGACAGGCCUGUAAACAGCUUUUUCAGCAGGGGUUCACGGCCCCGAAAGCAUUGUGUCACCCCAUCCAGAAAGGAUCCUGGUAGAUAGCGCAGACAGUGCCUUCUCAAUCAACUAAUGAGGGGGAUUUACACACAUUUGCAAGAAGAAUUGACACAUUGAAAAACAAUGAGGCAGAUCAUUCUGUUUUAAAUCCAGUGAAUCAGAACUCUUGAAAGUUUCGUGAUGUGUAAAUUAGUGGUUGACCGAUAUGGAUCUGAUGCAGAUAUCUAAAUUUUAGGGUGGCCAAUAUUGUGCUGAUAUAAUACACUGCCCGAAAAAAAAAAAGAAGUUUGGAUUUAAAUAGGCAAAUGCUUAAGAGUAUAUGACUAGAUCAUUAUUGAAGUGAUUAUUAUGUUUCUAGCAUGUUAUAUGUUUGGCAACAGUUCUUCUGACCCUAAUUGAUGGAGUGUGUAGCUUUUCAUUUCUUAAACAACCAUAUAGGAAGACACAUCAUGGCCAUAUGCCAGAAUGACAAAGCCAAGAUUCAUCAGGCUCAAAUUGUGAAAGAAUGGUUGGGAGGGAGCAUGAAGAAUCAUUUUCACAUGAAUUGGUACUUCUGAAUCCAGAACUUAAUUUCAUUGAAAGUCUUUGGGAUGUGCUGGAGGAGACUUUACAGAGUGCUCACCUCUUACAUUGUCAGUAUAAGAUCUUGACCAAAAUUGAUGCACCUCUUGAUGGAAAUAACAUCAUUUGGCCAUGAUUUGUCUUUCUACAUGGCUGUUUAAGUAAUGUAAAAGCUACACACUCCAUCAAUUAGGGUCAGAAGAACUGUUGCCAAACAUAUAACAUGCUAGAAACGUAAUAAUCACAUCAGUAAAGAUCCAAUCAUAGACUCUUAAGCAUUAGUUUACCAUUAGUGUAUAUUGACAACCUUCUUGGCCAAGGGUUAGUAAGACAUUUCUUCAUUAAAUCUAAAUAUAGCAGUGCUCUGUACUGUCGGAUAGGAUACUGGAUACUUUUCACUUCCUGCAGUAUUCCCCUUUGGGACUCAUUCUUCCAAGAAUUUUCCAGUGCUGUAAUGAAUUAGGUGAAUGCUUUACCUGUCUGCAACUACGUGUAGAUCUGUGCAAUCUGAACUGCCUCUAAACUGUGAUGAAAUGAAAGUUUUCAGAGUGUUUAGACUGUGUUGAGGUGACAGACUCUAUAACAGGAGAAAGGUCAAAUCAGGAAACACUCAAACUGCUGGUUUGUCUCAAAUGGUUAGAUAAAAGUGCACUCACAAAGGAUUAUUUAUUUAUUUGUGAUCUAAGAAGAGACUUUGACAGGAAAAGACAUUCAAAGGAAUACCGACAAAUGACUGAAAAGCUUCAACCGAUAAAAAUGAAACGCAUAAACAGAAAUACACUCCCAUGUGCCUAUAAAGAAGUCCAAUGUAAAGCGUCUCCAUUUAUAACUGGCUGUUCUUUCUUCACAUUAUGCUUUGAUUGAACACAAAGACAAAUCUUUUAUCGUUUUACUUUUGCCUUCCCAAAGAGCUACAUAAUGUACAAAGUUGUCAUGUGAGCAAGAAUUAUGUAUUUUUUUCAUUCCUGUAAAAUGAGAUGUGUAGAGUAAAAAAGGUAAAUAUUUAUUGAUUUAUAUAUCUUUAUCUGUGUUAUAAAGAUUUUGUCUUUUAAAUGUAUAAUGUGAAUAAGGCAUCGAUCAGCCGUCUCAUUGUGUGAUCUUUGUCUCAAUGUAGCACAAUGUAACACCACUAAGUGGCAGCAUCAUUACCAGAUGCAUCUCUCUUCAUUCUCACCCUCUUCUGAUGAGCUUAUAGUUUUCCUUCCUCCUCUUUGGUUCUUUCCUUCAAUUCUCCCAGUUAUCAUAAUGCUGCCUUUAAGUUCAGGAAAGUCUGUACUAAUGAGUUUGAAAGACAAACUAAAAAGACCACUAAAAAACAAAGAUGGCGUUGCUGUGAAAAAAAGUCUAUACUAAUUAGCUUCCGUCAUGAUCCAUUAACACAUUCAGAAACUCUGGGCUCAAAGUUUCCCAGCUAAUAACUUUCAUGUACGCUCAACUCAUAAAUAUGAUCAUUCUGACAUGAUUUAAAGGCAGCAUAAGGCCCAAUGAUAUUUAAAGAUUCAGUAUUUUCCUGUAACGCUGUAUCAGUUCUCUCCUCACUGUUGUUAUGUCACAGAGGAUUCGAGUAGAUUAACUUCUCAUUAGGAAAAUCACAUUUACCAGCUGUUUAUGGCAUGACCAUACCUCUCCCUCCCUUUAUUUCUAAAGGUUAAAGGUUGGUUUUAGCAUUGGCUUUUUUUUUCUUUCGGGCUUCGACUGAAAGAGGAUUUUUGGUCUGGCACCGAAAUCUGGGGCGAAAUCCGUGCCCGAGGCAGAUUAUGGUCUUCUCUUGGGUUCGCUGUUCCCUUACACUCUAACUGCGAGCGGUAGAAUUGGUUUUCUAAGCUUUCUCACCGGUAAUCUGUUCCCACUCCUCUCUCCCCAGAGAUGAACCCUGACAGGACGGAUUUAACAGGCUUCCACACGUCGUUAUAUAUUUAUAUACGGCAGAGUUUGUUUCAACAGAGUUGUGGGCCACUAAUCACCCAGCAAUCUCUAACCUCGAAGGAAAGGGAUUUCUGUCUCUAUUUUCUCUUUCUGCGGCAUCGCCUGAUGUUUUCUCCACUCACACCUUCAUAAUCAUAUUCUCCACUCUUUAUCUAGAUGCCCUUCGAACUUUUUUAUGUAAUGCUAAGGGCAUAAAAGUUAAGUGAGCGCAUAUUUGAAGUCUGGUUUGUUGUGCUGAAAGUCACUAAAUGUCUCGUGCUUUUUUUGUGUGUGUAAUAAUUGCUAUUGUGGCAUUUUCUAUGUGCAACAAUUUCUGGGGCUAUUAAACAAGCAAAAAGCCAUAUUUAUGUAAUCAACCUUGAGUAACAGAAUGACGGUACUCUGAGGGGCUCAUGUUUAAUGAUCUGCUGUCCACUGAAGCCAAAGACAUACACAAGCCUGGCCGCCAUGUAAACCACCACAGUGGCCUAACCUGUAGCAGUGCAAUCCGAGUGUCCUGCAGCGCCACCUAGCUGCUGUAUCGCACUUGAAACUGUAUAUAUGUUAAUAAAGUUGCAAUAAAAAUGUA